AUGAGAGCAGAAGUGAUGCCAGGAAACUGUGAGACACGAGAGCAACAGGGAUUUGACCUCAGACGGGGCAUUGCCCUUCAUUUCCUGGAUCUCAUUGGCUCAGAGAGUGAGUUUCAGUGUCUUCAACACUUUCAGUUCCCUUCAUACCGGAGACGCUGCUGGACAGUCACAGAGAUGGCAGGAACACUGGGAAUAUUUGGCUUAUGUCUGCUCUUUGCUGGGGUUCAAAUGACUUCAGGCAUGACUGUAACCAUCCCAAAUCAAGUAUAUAAGGUUGCGAGGGGAGAUAAAGCAGUGAUUCCCUGUGUUUUCACACCGAGUACAACCAUCACAUCCAUAUCAUGGACGGCAGAUCCGGACAACAAGGAUGAUCCAGAGAUUAACGUCGCUGGUUACUUCUCUGGCGGGAAUAAAAUUGCGAUAUACAAAAAAUAUAAAGGCCGGGCAAACAUAGUGUUGGAUCUGGUGAAAGGAACAGCCAACCUGGAGCUCCUGAGCGUCACCAACACAGACACACGGGACUAUGAAUGCAAAGUUCAGGAUCCGGAAGAUGAGGAAGGCCGUUUGUCUGACAAGGCCAAUCUCAUGGUCCUGGUGGCUCCAUCACAACCCAAAUGCGAUAUUUUUGGGAAGACAGAAUACUUCGAGAACAUCCAACUGAGAUGUCUCUCCGAGGAGGGAAUGCCAUCACCAGUCUACAAAUGGCAAAGCUACAGUGUCAAUAACGCCCCUCGACCGCUGCCGCCCAAGACCACUGAGCAAAGCGGGGUUUUGUCACUUUUAAAUAUUUCCAUGGACACGUCUGGCUACUACAUCUGCACGUCCACCAACGAAAUCAAAUCUGCGACGUGUAAUGUGACCCUGCGCGUCGAUCCACCGUACAUGAACCUCGCCUCCACGGGGGGGAUCAUCGGGGGCGAUGUGGCCGUGGCUCUUGUUGUGGGAAUCAUCAUCUGCUGCUUUUACUCACGUCAGAAGGCAUAGAAGAUAUAGAAGUGCUGGUGACCAGUGACCGGUCCACUUCAAGCCCUGCUCAUAACGAACAACUGCUUGUGUUCCAAACCCAUUACUAACUAUCUACGGCUAUCUUCUUCAUUUGUUCUUGUUAUGGAAGUGAAUCACUGCUCGCUUGUCAUUGGUCAGCUGUCAAAGAGGCGCAUAAUGAAGACAGUAAAAAAAAAAAAAAAAAAAGA
This is a messenger RNA of Carassius auratus (goldfish), 1193 nucleotides long. RefSeq names its product cell surface A33 antigen-like. Gene Ontology annotation, cellular component: plasma membrane. The transcript has 7 exons. Bases 1 to 984 code for a protein of 327 amino acids. The record is from RefSeq and is a predicted model, not a curated record. NCBI's taxonomy places the organism in Eukaryota, Metazoa, Chordata, Actinopteri, Cypriniformes, Cyprinidae.